AUGGCCCCAGACCCCGCCAGCGUGGCGCCCGACCCGGAACGCAGCCACAUUACGCCGCCCCCCGACGACGAGCCGAGCCACGCCCUCGCCCGCGGCGACGCGCUCGCCGCCGCCGCCGCCGCGCUCCUCGCGCCCUGGGCGCCCGCCGCGGCGCAGGCGAAGACCAUCUCUAUCGACCUGCCCGACGCGAUCGCCGACUUCAACGCUUGGGAGCUGCUGCACUCGCCCUGGCUGGCGCUCGGCCUGGCGGUGGCGGCGCUCACCCUGCUGCCCGGCAUCAUCAAGGCGCGCCGCGCGCGCUCAUCCUCCCCCCCUCUGCGCGCCGCCAUCGCGAGCGGGCGGGCAGCACGGCGGGCGCCGGGUCCGCGGCCGGCGUUCGGGCGGUCUGGGGCGCCUGCCUGGGUGUUUGUAUGA
This is a messenger RNA of Monoraphidium neglectum, 414 nucleotides long. RefSeq lists its product as hypothetical. Lineage: Eukaryota; Viridiplantae; Chlorophyta; Chlorophyceae; Sphaeropleales; Selenastraceae. The transcript has 2 exons. The record is from RefSeq and is a predicted model, not a curated record. Bases 1 to 414 code for a protein of 137 amino acids.